AUGGCUUGUGGCGCCACCAUCAAUAACUUAUUAAAUGGCAGUGCCCUCAUUCAAGAUGUCCCUCAAAGGCAUUUUCAAGUGGUUGUUGCAGCAACUCGAAGCAUGGGCAUCGGAAAAGAUGGGAAUUUGCCAUGGAAGUUGCCUUCUGACCUCAAGUUUUUUAAGGAGGUCACAUUGACUACGUCUGAUCCGGCCAAGAAAAAUGCCUUGAUAAUGGGUAGAAAAACAUGGGAAAGCAUCCCUGUUCAGAACAGACCUCUGCCUGGGCGUCUGAAUGUUGUGCUGACCCAUUCUGGAAGUUUUGAUAUCGCAACAGCAGAGAAUGUCAUAAUGUGCGGGAGCAUGAAUUCAGCAUUGGAACUGUUAGCAGCAUCACCAUACUGCCUGUCAAUUGAGAAGGUAUUUGUGAUAGGAGGAGGGCAGGUAUUAAGGUGAGCGUUUUAUUGCUCUUGAUUGUACUAUAAGAUGUCCUCUUAAGAUGAUGCUAAUGGUGACGAAUUGCAGGGAAGCUCUCUCUGCACCCGGGUGUGAAGCCAUUCAUCUUACAGAUAUUGAAGAAAACAUUGAUUGUGACGUUUUUAUCCCGCGUAUUGAUGACUCAUUGUUUCAACCAUGGCACUCAUCUUUUCCGCGUGUGGAGAAUAAUAUCAGAUAUUCCUUCGUGACUUAUGUGCGUGUACGAAGUUCUGCGGCUGAUCUGCAUUCAGUUCAAAAUGGAGAAGCUGCGGAUGGUAGCCUGAAGAGGGAUAAGUUUGAUAUAGAGAGAUUCUCAUUUUUGCCUAAAAUGAUUUUUGAAAAGCAUGAGGAGUACGAGUAUCUGAGGCUUGUGGGAAAUAUAAUUUCGAAUGGCAUUCAGAAGGAUGACCGGACUGGAACUGGAACUUUGUCACUUUUUGGGUGUCAGGUACUAAGCCAUGGAGUUGACUAGGUUUAAUGAUCAGUAACAUAAGUGAUUUCUUUGUUCAAAAGAAUAUAUAUGCAGUGAAAUUUUAAAGGUUCUUUAUUUCGUCCACCCUCCACAGAUGCGGUUCAAUUUGCGUCGAUCAUUCCCACUUCUUACGACGAAGGUAAGGACACGUAGUUUCGGAAUCAAGCUUGUGAUUUCUUUUGAGCUGCAGCAGGCAGUUUCUUCAUUUCUGGAAUAUAGUCACCUCACUCCAUUAUUUCACCUGCUAUGUCCGUUUUGAGUGUCAACUUUUUGAUCUAGUUACGAAGGAAUUCUCUGAUUCAACAGAAAGUAUUUUGGCGAGGUGUUGUUGAAGAACUUCUAUGGUUCAUCAGUGGUUCAACAAAUGCAAAGGUAAUAAAUAUCUCUUCAACGGUUCCUAGGUUUGCAUUUAAUUGCCCUCUGAUGUAUUGUAUUAUAUUGGAUUAUCAGAUAUUAGAUGAUAUUUUUAGUGCUGAGAUAAUAUUUGAACAGAUUUCUGACCCAGUUGUAUGUGGAGGUUUCUAUUUGCCUAAGAAUUAUGUUCUCUAGCAGGUGCUACAAGAGAAAGGAAUACAUAUUUGGGACGGCAAUGCUUCCAGGGAAUACCUUGACAGGUCUCCUCAAGGCCUCUUAUUGUUAAAUGAAAAUGUGCUAUAUAUCUUGAAAUGUGAUUAAAAAUCGUUAUUGACAGCUUCGCUUGUUGAAUGUUUUCUCUUUUCAAUCAGUAUUGGUUUGCCAGAGAGGGAAGAAGGUGACCUCGGGCCAAUAUAUGGAUUUCAAUGGCGACACUUUGGUGCAGAGUAUGUGCAUAACGUUUUAUAAAGUUACUUUAACAUAAUAUUUGACAAUUUCUAAGUCAUUUAUCUCGCAGGUACGCUGGAAUGCACGCUGAUUACACUGCAAAAGGGUUUGACCAGUUGCUUGACGUCGUUGACAAGAUUAAAAACAAUCCAGAUAAUCGUAGAAUAAUACUUUCAGCUUGGAAUCCUUCUGACCUCAAAUUGAUGGCUCUUCCACCAUGUCACAUGUUUGCACAGGUUUUCUACAUUCUUGUCCUAGUAAUUUAAUCUGUGUGCCGUUCUGUGUAAGAUGAUGUAUUUCAGACUAUUGAAAAUUCCGGCAUGCACGCACAUACACCCGAACUCACUCACACGACCCAGUAGCAACAUCUCAAGCACACAUUCGCAAAAAGUUUUGAAUAUCUCUUCACACACCAUUGGUGGUGUAUAUUGGUCAAGGAUAUUAAAUGAUAAUCAGUUGUUAAUGUGUACUUACAGUGGUACAACAGCAUGUGUAGUAUAUAAUCAAACAACGAAUCCCUCAUCAGACCCCCAUAGCGAAUUCCCUAAUCUGAAGUAGCUGUGAUAAAAUGACAGAAAGCAAUGAAAUGAGAUGCUGGACUGCGAGGUUGAGGCCUCAGAUCUAUAUGCUUCUACAUUUUUCUACUUAUGCUGGACUGGGAGGAUGAAUCUCUUUGUCGUAAUUCUCAUUCUUCCUUCACAGUUUUAUGUUUCCAAUGGAGAGCUUUCCUGUCAAAUGUACCAACGAUCUGCAGACAUGGGUCUUGGAGUGCCAUUCAACAUCGCUUCAUAUUCUCUGCUGACUUGCUUGAUUGCUCACGUUUGUGGUACGCCUUGAUUUGUUUCAUCAGAUUAUGUGGCUGAGUUAUGAUAAGUGACCCAAUAUGUUCCCACUAUGCAUGGUUUCUUAUAUAUGUUUAAAUACGUAUUAGCACUGUCGAUUUGUUAAAUCAAUCAGAUCAUUAUUCUAGCCUCAUAAUCUGGGUUUCUUCCUGUUCCACUGAGAAUACAAAGCUGGUGAAGUUUCAAGAUGGACUGUUUGCUUGCCCAUCUUAUGAUCACAUAUACUAAAAAGAGAAUAGUUAGUCAGAUUAAUAAAUUAGAGUUUCAUGAGAAGCUCUUCGAGGUAGCUAAUUCCUUGUAAAUUUCUUAAUUUCCAAAUUUUUUUUCCGCCAAUCUUCUGGGUGACAUAUAUUGGGUCGUAGGACUCGUAAACCCAUUAAUCUCGUCACAUUUUUGUCAAUUAUUUAGCAUUGUUUCCUGCUGGACAUGAAAUUAACGUGAAUGUUUGUGGGCCCGGCUCCAAAAAUAGAUCUUGUUCCUGGAGACUUUGUGCAUGUUCUUGGAGAUGCUCAUAUUUAUAGUACCCAUGUCAGACCCCUUCAGGAGCAACUUCAGAAGCAGCCAAAACCUUUCCCUGUGCGUACUUCCGACGAAAUUGUUUCCCUUUUUGUUUGAAUCAUUUGCGACAUAUUUUCCUGAUAACCCCUUUCUCUUCUCUGGGUUCGUCUCCCUGCAGGUUUUGAAGAUCAAUCCAGAGAAGAAGGAGAUAGAUUCCUUUGUGGCAGCAGACCUUCAGCUCAUCGGUUAUGAUCCUCACGAGAAGAUAGAGAUGAAGAUGGCGAUUUAG
Spirodela intermedia is the source of this 3358-nucleotide messenger RNA. The record is from the annotation of a GenBank genome assembly. NCBI's taxonomy places the organism in Eukaryota, Viridiplantae, Streptophyta, Magnoliopsida, Alismatales, Araceae.